UAGUCAUACUAGUAUACUACUCACAAUGAAUAAUGAUCUAUUAUACGAUUUCUUACAGUAGAAACCUAUACCGCCACCGCAGUACCUACUACCUACCGCCUAAUCAACUACAUUUAAUGUAGAAAACACGCAAUAACACAGUUAUUAAAACACGAUUCAUAAUGUACCAUACAUUUAUACUUUAUUGGCUAUUACUUUUGAUCACAAUAACGGCUACUUUCGACAAAAAAUAUCAGAUAAAAUUGCCCAAAGAUUCGUUUAGUAAAAACAUCAAUAACAUCAACAAACAUGGAUCCGAAAGAUCUUGUGGCGGGCAUAACAUCAAUUCAAAUAGCCAUCAGAAUGAACAUUAUACAAAAAUACCAUUGGACAUUAUAAUGGARCUAAACCAGGUUAACAGUGCUUCAGAAUUAUUUAGGAAGUUUAUGCCACAUAUCAAUAUUCAUGAAGUGUUGAAGUAUGAAACUAAUGGUGGUCAAAAUUCAACGAAAAUAAUUCCAAAAGCAGCAACUUGCACUACAGAAAAUCAAACAAUUAGUCUAAGAGAUGAUGAUAACCCAAGUUUAUACUAUUCGCCACCCUGUACACGAGUGAAGCGAUGCGGUGGUUGUUGUGGUAGCAGUUUGGUUUCUUGUCAACCGAUUGAAGUUGAAAUGCUCAAUUUUGAAGUCACCAUUCUACAAUAUAAUGAAACAUUCACUUUUAAAGAAAAGAARAUUAUCACUGUAGAGCAACAUGUGAAAUGUAAAUGCGAUUGUGUUGUAAAAGAGAAAGACUGUAAGCCCUAUCAAGUGUACAAUGCCAGAGAAUGUCAAUGCAUUUGUAAURAUUCAGAAGAAUGCGAAGAACAAGGAAAAAAGGUAUGGAAUUCAGACACUUGUUCAUGUCAAUGUGUUGAAGAGCAAGAAUGUACAACAGGUUACAAAUUCAAUUACAACACAUGCAGUUGUGAAUCAGCAUAGAUGAAGACAYUGUAAGGAUUCWWUCUUACAAUCUACAUAAGUACUUGCCCACGUAACCAUGAACUUUAUGAAGACUACUUUAUUCAUUAAAGUUAUCUAAAUUAAUAUAAGUAUAAAUUAUCAUUACCUAUAUAAAGGCAUAAAUAUACACUUAAUCAAUAAUUAAUAAUUAUGUAACAUAAAUUUAUCUUCGAAUAUCUAUUACAUUGGUAUUGGUAAUAUGACUAAAUAAUAGUUAUAAUAAGUUUUUAGUAUAAAUAGUUUUCAACAUUUACCUAUUUAAUAUUUAAAGAGUAUGAAAUAUGGCACUUCCUCCAAAUAAAACAAUGCACAAAGUAGAUCCUUACAUUUAUCAAUAAUUUAUGUCAUUAAUAGAAUCUAGUAUUGUUAUUAAUUAAAUACUACGAGACCUGUGUAUCAAYGUUUAGACUCAGUAUCCUGGUACUACUUACUUGCAUAUACAKUAAAACAUUUUUUAUAUAAGGAAUGUUUUCAUGGUUUGGUUAAAUAACUAUUAAAUUAGCAAAAAAAUAUAUCAAAAUAAUUCUAAUAAUGUAUGAGUAGGAGCAAAAAUAGGUUAUAUUUAAUUUUAAACAGUUUUCUGGAUUCCUCAUUAAAAUCUGCGUUAAAAAAUARUGUAUGUGAUUAAUAACAGUCCAGUGACUACUAGAGAUCAGCAACAGUCAGUCAUAAGAUAAAUAUUUCAGGUUAAUAAUUGAUUGGAUAGUUAUAGGUACUUGGUUUUGAAAUGGAUCGGUCAAAAUAAACCAUAUAAUGUACAUUYUAACAAAAAUUGUAAACAGUACAGUACAACAAUAUUUACAAUUAUGAACGGGGAAAGGUUGAGCAAGACUCAAAAUAAAAAAAACCAGCCGUGCUUAUCUCUUGAAAGUGGCUACUAGUUUGUAWGUUAAAAAAAGUAUAUGUUUAAUUAAUGUGGAUUUCUUAUCGUUUUAAGAGGACUCUACACAACCAUUUGUUUUCUCCAUCUUACAAGUGUAUAACAUUGCAAAUUUAAGCUUGGCAGAUCACGUUUAGUUCCUUUAGUUGAAAAACUAGAGUMAACUGGCCUAUUAGGAAACUUAAUGGUAAAAAUAUUAUCUGUAUUUGAAAGAGUGAUUUUUUUAUGAUAGUAAAUAUGUUCAUAACUCACUUAAAAACUAAGUUAUCGUAAAAAAAAGCCACAUAAAAACACAGAUAAUGUCCUAACCUUCAAGUUUUGUAAUACUUCAAUUUACUCAAAUUUUUAAACUAACGGAAUUAAACGUGRUCUGCURAUCAUACAUUUUCUAUGUUAUGCACUUAAAAAAUUUAGACAACAAAUAGUUGUGUAGURUCCUCUAAACAUAAACAUAUUGAAAAURAGAAUAUGGUAUAGAGACAAGAGACUUGGUAUAUUAUAUUAUGUAUACAUAUAUCAAGACUCCCUAGUAUAACUUAUUAAGAUGUUUAUGUAUAUAAAGGUAGUACUACAUUAUAUUCUUAAGUAAUAUUUUGUAUAAAUAUGUCAGGAACAUUAAAAUAAUAAGUAUGAUCUUUUAAUUUUGAAUCAAAUUUAAGAUUUAAUAAUCAAAAAAAUAUGCAUUAGAGGAAAAAACCAAUUAGAACAAAUGAACGUUAAAUAUUGUCAUUGAAAAUGAAWAUUAAAAAUUGGUUUCUGGUAUUAAACAUUGGGUUUAACAGUUUAACUUAUAAAUUCAGAGUGAAUGCACAUUAAAAAGUAAAAAUCC
Molecule: messenger RNA, 2692 nt
Organism: Diuraphis noxia (Russian wheat aphid)
Lineage: Eukaryota; Metazoa; Arthropoda; Insecta; Hemiptera; Aphididae
Product: vascular endothelial growth factor A-A-like
Biological process (GO): positive regulation of protein autophosphorylation; positive regulation of cell population proliferation
Cellular component (GO): membrane
Molecular function (GO): growth factor activity; growth factor receptor binding
Source: RefSeq, a predicted model, not a curated record